Cryptomeria japonica (Japanese cedar) is the source of this 2490-nucleotide messenger RNA. Its product is annotated as probable disease resistance protein At4g27220. The record is from RefSeq and is a predicted model, not a curated record. Gene Ontology annotation, molecular function: ADP binding. The transcript has a single exon. Gene Ontology annotation, biological process: defense response to fungus. Bases 1 to 2490 code for a protein of 829 amino acids. NCBI's taxonomy places the organism in Eukaryota, Viridiplantae, Streptophyta, Pinopsida, Cupressales, Cupressaceae.
AUGACCAGUGAGGAACAGACGAUGUUGGAGGGUAUUGUGAGUCGUGCACUGGAAGUAAUGAAAAUAGUACCAUCGCCAUUACUCAUUUCUACCAAGAAGUAUAUUGAGGAGGCACUCAUUGUCGGACAGGAUUCUGCAUCAUACAGACUUGUGGAGCUGAUCGAUUCACAGCAGAACAAAAAAUUGUCUCGUUUUGGCCUAGUUGGGAAGGGUGGAGUCGGUAAGACUCUACUGCUCAAAAGAGUCUUCAACAGCGAACACAUACAGAGUCUCUUUUGCAAUGACUUGAUGCUUUGGCUUACUGUUUCACAAAAUCCAUCUUUCAGUGCUCUCAGAAACGAACUUGUCAAACAAAUAGUUCUUCAAAUAAAUGAAAAAUUGGGCAGUACAGAGGAAGACCACGUGAAAACUUGGUUGAAUGAAUGCAUGAGAAAACACAAAUUUGCUCUGUUUUUAGACGAUGUUUGGGAAACAAGCACAAUCUUGUUAGAGGAGCUGUGUGUGCCUCUGUUUCCACUCCACAAGUCCAACAUCAUCAUUGCCACUUCGAGAGCUACUAGUAUGCUCUCACGGCUGGGUGUUCCGAAUUCAUCACUCAUCCAAAUGCAAGAUUUGACAGAAGACGACAGUUGGAGUUUGUUUUCUUUCCAUGCUUUUCCACACAACGAAGGAAUCUUGCCCAGGAGCAUUAACGAAGAAACAGCGAGGGGUGUCUGCAAGGAGUGUGGGGGGCUUCCGUUAGCCCUCAAAGUAAUCGGGAAUGCAAUGGCAGGCACCAUUCAUUCAAAUGAAUGGGAAUUCGCACUCCAUAGGUUGCAGAACGAUGUUACACAAUCGCUUUCAAGCACGCUUUCGAACAGGUUGAGAAUAAGCUACGAUGCUUUGGCGGAUGUGGCCGACUGUGGCAUUUCCUUGCAGUUGUGCUUCCUCUCCCUUGCUGCUUUCUCAGAAGAUGAAGUAAUUAGUACUGCAGUUACAACAUUGUACUGGAUUGGAGAAGGGUUGGUGGUGGGGACGAAUCCUCUUCAAAUUGGAGAGAUAUACGUCAAUUGGUUAGCAGACCGAUGCCUUAUUGAACCACUCCAGAAGGAUUACGAUGGAAGGGUAAUAUUUUUCAGGGUGCAUGAUGUUUUGUAUGAUUUAGCACAUCAAAUUGCUGAAAAGGAAGGAAAUUGCUUCUUUCAGGCAGGCAGAGGUUUAUCUGAGAUUCCAGCUGAUGAUUAUUCAGGACACAUUAGAAUUUCGUUGAUGCAUAACAGUUUGACUAGCGUUGGAACGGCAUUCAGAGCUCCCAAUAUCCGCUCCUUUCUACUUGCUUGGAAUCAUUCUUUGACAGAAAUUCCAAAAGGGGUGAUCGGGAGUAUGACCGUUCUCAGGGUCCUCGAUUUGUCACGGACUGGCGUGCAGUCGUUGCCAGAAAACAUGGAUUGUUUAAAGUAUUUAGUUUGCCUGCGGUUACAUUCUGUGCCAAUCAAGAGACUGCCCAACUCCGUUGGUGCUCUCAAAAACCUUGAAGUAUUAGAUCUUUUUCGAUCUGAUAUUACAGAACUCCCGGAUGGCAUUUCUAUGUUGACUUCCCUAAAACUUUUGGACAUUGGUUUAUGUAAACAUCUGCACUACAUGCCUUUUGGGGUCUCACACCUUACGUCCCUGGAGUACCUGGCUGCACACGGUUCCUCAAAUAUAGGGUGGAAGAAGUGUGGAGAAAAUUGGCUUUCAAUUGCUGAUUUGGGCACAUUACACAGACUCAAAAGGUUGGGGCUUGAAAAUAACGGUGAAAUAAUUCAAGAAGGAAUGCUGGGAAGCAUGAAGCAGAUGGAGUCUCUAUAUUUGCUUCUAACAGAUAUGGAAAGGCUACCGCAAGACAUAACUUCCAUGUCAAAAUUGAAAAAAAUCUGGUUAGUGUGUCCUCAGUUGCUCCAGCUAGAAAACUCAUUUUGUGUAUUUCAACAUCUGGGCUCCAUUAGCAUUUAUAAUUGCCACAUGCUGAAACAACUACCUUCUUUGCACAGACUUCCCAGUUUAAAGCACCUAAACAUAGUUAAGUGCCCCAACAUAGAGAAGUUCCCAGAGGAAUUUGGCAGGGUGGAAGGAUUUCCUAAGCUUGAGAUAUUUUCAUUAUUAGAAGUAGGGAAGAUAGAGCAGCUGCCAAUAGCGGAAGAAGGAGCACUGCCUGCACUCAAAGUAUUGACAAUAAUGAAGUGUGAGGCAUUGCAAAGGUUACCACAAUGUUAUUGGAAUUUGAAGAGUAUAGAGAAGAUAAGAGUGUAUGGUUGCUCAAAGGUUCUAUUUGUCAUGGCAGAGGAGGAAAAAAUUAUCAAGACAAAGAUCAAGGUGCAAACAAUAACAUUGUCUAUCAUAGAAACACAAGUAUUAGAGGAGCGCUUUUUUAAUCUGGUUUGUGGGGGUAUUUAUUUUCCUUAUGGAGAAUUUUGGCAUAAUGAAAUGUUUCAGUUUUUGGAUGACGUUAAUGGAUUUUAUUUGUUUUGA